GUUCAGACGGGCGUGACGGCGUCCGGUCGGCCCCACCUGGAAUGCCUGAGCGUGGGCUACACGCACCACUGGCAGCGGCAGCUCUACUUCAGCUGGCUCACACUCUACAUCCUGGUCGUGCCAGGCCUGCUCAUCUCCGCCUUUUAUCUGAGCCUGCUGAGGGCCGUGUGGGCGGCAUCCGACGCCAUCGCGGUGACGCCGGCUAAGGACAGUGGCCACGGGGCGACGACGCUGCGGCGCUGUACUCGGGCAGAGUCUGUGCUGUCGCGUGCGCGAGCCAAGACGCUCAAACUGACGAUCUGCAUCAUCGCCAGCUUCGUGGUCUGCUGGAUCCCGUACUUCGCCGUCCACAAUGUCCGCAUUCACAGUCACUACUGCAUCAAGGUCCCCCGGGCGGUUAUCGUGUUCGCCGAGACGCUGGCCCUGCUCAACAGCGCCGUCAACCCGGUCUUCUACGGCCUCUUCAACGCCCACAUUCGUCGCGGACUGCGGGACAUCAUUCGAGCGUGCAGAAGACGCAGCGACCUUGCGCCUGAGCGCGAGUUCACGAUGCGCAAGGGAGGCAAUGCCUUUACCACGUCAACGUAUGCUCUCGAAGCGUCCUCGGGCGACUGCUCUCCCGGACAACCCUUGAAGACUAUAGGCUCUAUUGGUGCGGGAAAGUCGAUCACCAACGGCGACAUUGCUGUGGUCUGAAAGUAUAGCUCACAAGGACGCCAUUGGGAUGGUGCCUUAUCAACCGGUAUCGUCAUAAUCACGUGCACUGCUGUCGGGAUGAAUUUCAAGACGUGU
Molecule: messenger RNA, 792 nt
Organism: Ixodes scapularis (black-legged tick)
Lineage: Eukaryota; Metazoa; Arthropoda; Arachnida; Ixodida; Ixodidae
Product: cardioacceleratory peptide receptor-like
Exons: 2
Biological process (GO): G protein-coupled receptor signaling pathway
Cellular component (GO): membrane
Molecular function (GO): G protein-coupled receptor activity
Source: RefSeq, a predicted model, not a curated record